AUGCCAGUGCGCAGCUAUGCCGACUGGAGGAAGAUUGCAGAUCUCGCGAAGGACGUCUUGUCGCUCUUGGAGGAGGAAUGGCCAGAGGUAAUCGCCUGGUUGGUGGUGGGCUCCGGCCCUGCCUGGGUGCUGUACGUUGUUGUCGUGCGAAGGCCUCGGAGCAGUGCAGCGGCGGCGGUCGCUUGGGCGACGUGGCUAGCUGUGCAGGUUUCAACCCAGGGCUUUGGUGCCCUGGAUGUGACAAGGAAGCGCGCGCUUGUGGCACUGCAGGCUACGCAUGAGGUUGCGCAGAAGUCUGUUGUGAUGGUCGAGGCAUGGAUCAUCGUCUUUCUUCCAUUCGUUGCGGAUCUGUGGAGGCACUCUCGCAGUGCCUGGAAUGCCCUCAGCUUGCCAGCUCGGCUUGUACUGGUCGGCGUGCCGGUGGGUCUGUACCUGACAGCCCUGGUUGUCCGGAGGAUUAUCAGAGCUUGCCGUCGAAGAAAGGAAGGUCUGCGCAAAGCAAUCAAGUCUGUUUUGUUCCACGGCUCCUUUGUCAUGGCAUGCCCUUUGCUUUGGUUCUCCACAGGACGUGUCUCUAUCUGGUGGUUGAACGUCUUGCUGACGCAUGUGCUCACAACAGUGCCGACCGUGGGCUCACUUGUUGCCCUCGGCUGGCAGCCACUCUUCGACGCAGGGGCUGGCACGGCCUCAGCGACAGCAAUCGAGGAUGUUCAAGGGCAUCCUGCGCUGCCCUGGAGAGCUCCUGGUGCACCUGGCAAUGCCAACAGCAUGGGGACCUUGGAGGUCGCCUCGACUGCAGUGAGGCCGCGAAGACGAAGCCAUAGGAGGGCUGCCGUCGACACGCCUGCUGCUAGACCAGCCUCGCCGAGUUCGCUUCGGCUAUGGCUUUCUUAUUGGGCUUCCUGGCCACUCCUUCAGCUCCUUGAGCAAGGAUUGCCUGCCCUGCUCGAACUGCAAGUUCUCGGUGUCAAGCAGGUGGCUGAAGUGCAAUCGCAGUUGAGGAGAGCUCUCAUAGUGUAUGUGCUUUGGCUUCUGGUGUGGAAGGGGAGUCGUGUUCAGCUCGCUGUCCUGCGAUUCACACUUGGACGCUGCCGGGUGCUAGAGAUCCUUCCGGGCCUCCUGGGAGUUCACGGACUUCAGAUUCUAAACAUGCUGCGAGGUGGAACCGAGGGCGUGCCAGUGCCGUCCACAGCUAACAUGUUCCUGGCGUUUCAAAGCAUCUUCAGGCGUGGCUGGCGUAUAUUGGCAGCCGGCGCAGCUGCGUGUGCGCUGCUGGUGGCAUCAGUAGUUCUGUUCUACCGGCUUGUCAGCGUUACCAACAGAGCUCUCACAGCGCUAAUCUGGGUCUUUGCAGCAAUGGAUACCGCAGACACCUUGGCUGCUGAUGCCGGCGAGAUUCUGCUGGCGAGGAAGCUUGCAUUCUGGGCUGUGGCGAUGCUGUGGUCUGCGCUGGUGCAGCUCCCCUUCGUUGGAGUUGGGCUCAGGUUGUUCACUCCCGUCGUGUUUGCCUUGCUCAUGGUGGCCAGUGAGACCAUCUUGCGACGAGUAGUGCAGCCUCUGCUGGAGCUUCUGACGGCACGUUUGGGUCGGCUCCCGUCACUUGUGCGGCGGAGGAUGUCAGGGAUGACAACUGCGCUGUGGAACAUGCCGAUGUGGUUACUCAAGUGCCUGACUUCCAAAGCCUCCAGGCUGGAUGCUGGUGACAUACAGCAGCAGCAGCAACAGCAGCAACAGCUGCCUGACAUCCAGCUUGUUCCUGGCCAAGGCGAGAGCGGUGUGACAACGAUCGUAGAGCCGUCCAACUCCAGAAGGACGAGCGUAGCAAGCUGCUCCUCCCAGGCCCCAAGCGCUAGCACAGUGCCUGAAGCGAGAAAACGAGGAAGCAACCACUUCGGUGAACCGGAAAUCGUAGCGAUGGGCCCGCCGCUUUGGGUGAGCGCGGACGCCGGAAAGGUCUUUCAGACACUUGGCCAGUGCCGUGCGGAAGCUAGCAGGCGUGAGCUGGUUGCCAAAGCCGGUGAGACUGAAGAUGCUGAUGAGGCAUGGAAGCAAGCCUCAAUCACAUUGUGGUCGGUGGCACUCUGUGACUAUAACACAACAAUCGAACCAAAAGAGGGUACAGUCCUGCCGGUCAUGACGUUGUCGCUUGAGUCGCGAUUGCAGAAAACCGCCGGCAGUGCAAGCAGUGAUUGGGGAAGUGGCGGAGAGGAGGGUGCCAAGGCAGCUUUGGAGAAAGCACGCGAGUCCAAAGACUCGUCCAAAGAAGCUCAAGCGCUUCUGAACCUCGCGGCCUUGCAGGCUAAGACUUGGGCUGCCUCCGGAGCAAAGUCUGCUUUGCGUCCAAUUGGUGACUUCUUAGAAGCUUCCCUUGCGCUCUUCGAGAAAGAGAAGGACCACAGUGGCGAAGCUGUCGCCUGCAACAUGCUCGCGAACUUCUACAUCCUGCUGGGUCAAGCCAAAGAUGCUGUGAGGAUGGUUAAGCAGGGGCUCACUGCCACUCGGGCUUUGAAUAGCCGAUUGCAUGAAGUUCCCCUCCUCCAGACCCUGAUGGCGGCGAGCUUCUUGCGAAACGACGCGGACGAAUCGCUUCGCGCCAGCUGCGAGAUCGCCACAAUCUGCAGAGCUUCGAAAGCUUCGGCCGUGGCAUGUGCGCUCGCGGAUGCUUGCACAGCGCAGGCACAUCUUGCCAAUGACGAACAAGGGCAAGCCCAACGACUGGCUGAGGCUGCGCUCAAGGCAUGCAGGGAUGCCAAAGACGUCGAUGGCGAGAUUCUUGUUCUAGGCGCCUUGCAGGAGAUCGCCUUUGCUAUUGGCAAGCCUGUAUCCGCGCUGAAAACUGCACAAGACUUGCUUGAGAAGGAGCGUAAACGUGGGAUCAAGGAGGCAAUUGCCAGAGCACAUCUCCUGGUCUCCGUAUCAGAUGCAACUGCAGCGUCAUCUAGCGAUCUGGCCAAGCAGGCCAAAGACCAGUACGCAUCGCUGAAGGGCUCUUCAGUGGGUGAGAGCCUGGCGCUGGUGUCUUUGGCCAGGGCCCUUUUCGCUCUCGGAAAGACCAAAGAAGCUGAAAGCGCUGCCAAGGAGGCAAUGGCAUCCUUUGCUUCGGAAGUCGGGCAAGGUUUCGCCAGCUGCCUUUUGGCACUCGCACAGCUCCGCCUGGAGGAUGCUGUGGCAGCGGAGCGCCUGGCGCGAGAAGCCUUGGGACUUUUCCAGGAUGGACACCACCGGGUCGGCCAGGCAUUGGCAGAGCUGCUUGUCAGGAGCCCCGAUUUCAGAUCGGUACAGUUCUCUUCUCCCAGACGUCUCUGA
This is a messenger RNA of Symbiodinium sp. CCMP2456, 3306 nucleotides long. Lineage: Eukaryota; Dinophyceae; Suessiales; Symbiodiniaceae. The record is from the annotation of a GenBank genome assembly.